Molecule: messenger RNA, 2147 nt
Organism: Hyla sarda
Lineage: Eukaryota; Metazoa; Chordata; Amphibia; Anura; Hylidae
Exons: 5
Coding region: 444-1856 (470 amino acids)
Source: RefSeq, a predicted model, not a curated record
GUCACAUGAUCAUUCUAAUCAUCACAGGUCGUUCAGCCACAUUCUUUUCUAUCCUACUGAGCUCCGCCUACUCCGAUCACGUGAUUUUGACAUCAUCGCGGAUUCUGCACCUUCUGUAUAUAGCAGAUACAAAGCAGAGCGGAGUUCCUAUACGGUGAUACAUUCAGCUGUAAUUCGGCUUCACAGGAGGUUUCCCCUGCAGUCUCUAUCAUUCCUGGUGUUCUAGCACCAUCUGUGGGUGCUUUUUCGGUUUUUUUUUUCUCUCCUUUGAUCCUUUCCCACAUUAUUACCUUACUAUACAAUUCAUUAUACUGGAAUUACAACAUCAUUUGUGGGUGUUUAUAGGUAUUUCUCUACCCUAAUCCUCUCCCCACAUUACUAUUCGUUACUAUAUAUUAUUUACAUAUUCAGAUUAAUUAAAUAUUUAUUAUUUAGUGCACACUAUGUCCACCCAAGAGAAAUCCUCUACUAAAGAUUUGAAAUCCAUGACUUUGGAUGAAAUUCAGUCUCUAGUCAAUGAAUCGGUGUCCCGGUCUGUACAGAGGGCCAUGACAACACUGCAGGAGACAAUUGCUAGAUCUGUGGCGCUUGCUAUCGAUCAAGCUAUGCCUCAACAAUCACCAUUAGAUCAGUUUUGGUCUGCAGAGGACACUGCUCAUUCCUCUAAGGGUUGCAAACCUACAGACAAAUCAAUAAAAAAGAGGCAUAUCAUUCUUGACGACUAUACCCCCUCUAAGCUUAGGAAGCUGCAUAAGAAAAGGGAAAGUGAAGUAUACUUUGAAGGCUCACAACAAGCUUGCAGCGAUGACAUAGGUGUCACAUUGUCACACCCUGAACCCUCCGCCCGGGAGGAAGUAAAUGGCGAUGGGGUUCGGACAGCCUCUAAUAGAGUUAAAGCUGACUCUUAUAUGGAGUCUUCUAAUGAUUUUUCCACUAUAGAUUAUGAAGACUCAGACCCUGAGGAUUCUGUUCAUUCUCAGGACAUAUGUGAGGACAGUGAUACUGUCUCCCCUAACCCUGUUAAUCAAGAUAUUAUUUUAGACAGUAAUGGGAUUCCAUAUUUUGAUCCCUCACAAAUUAAACCCCUAAGCUCUGGGGAACGGGUUCCCCAUCCCCAGAUUCUAAAAUAUUUAAAUUUGUGGAUCAGAAAAGGUCUGGAUAAAACGGCAAGGAAUAAAUUGAGAGCCGAGUGUCCCCGUCCUACAUUACCCUUGAAGGCAGCUGUUACUCCCGAUAUUGACCCAAUUUUAAUAAAAUAUUUAAUAAAGUCUGGUAAAAACCCCAAAAAGGGUCUAGAUAGAUCUUUCAAAGCAUGCCAGGAUAAAUUUCUGGAUUUGCUUGGUCCUCUUACUAAAAUAUUAGACCUCUCAGAAGAGGCCGCCUCUACCGGCAAUCCUGUCGAUGUAAACGUUUUAAAAGGCUUGGCUCAGAGAGCUAUUUGUAUGUUUGGGAACACCAAUGCAGCUUUCUGUGCCGAACGCCGUCGCGCCAUAUUAAUGAAGUUGGAUCCCCAACUUUGUCACUUGGCCACCUCAGAGUCAAGAACUCCCACUGACGGGAUGUUAUUUGGUGAAUCCUUCAUCAAAGAAAUCUCUAAAUUUGUACGACUCUCUUCUACUUUAGAUAAGGCUCAGGCCUCUCUAAAGUUUUUUGGUAGGGCUGGGAGAAGCAGGGACCACUUUCCCAGCCGCAAUUCACAAUUUAGACAGACACAAAAAGGCCCUUCCCAGACUAACAGACCCUCAUAUCCCAUACCCUACACAAAACCUUCCCCGUUCUUUCCCACCAUAGAAGGACUUAGGAAAUCCAAGGGACGACGGGACUUCACCAGGUUCAGACCCUCCGCAGCAUUUUAGAUUCGCAUGGAUGACAGAUCAUCCUCACAUCUUUAUCUGGUUCGGUUCAAGCCGAGAAGUGUGGAUUCUUGUAGUCUUCAUUUUCUGUUUGACAUUCUUCUAUUUUACUCAUCUGUCCUUGCUACCAUCAAAGAAAGAUUGAUACUUCUAUGAGACACCACCUGGGCUCUGUUCCUAUUGUCUAUUUUAUGGUCGCAUAGCAUGUUUGAUUGCACUGUUCUUAAAGUUUUCUGUAGUAUACAUUUUAACUAUUUCACUGCUAAACAGUAAAGAAAGAGUUGCAAUGCAUAA